AUGAUGUUCGGAAUGACCGGCGCGGGCAAGAGCGCCCUGGGGAACCUUCUCGCCGGGUUUGAAGCCUUUGCGUCUGGCGACGACACGGCCAGUGUGACCAACCUAGACUCUGUCAUGAGAUAUGAGGCCCCAGAUGACUCCAUGAUAGUUCUGGACACAAUCGGUCUCGGCGACACCGAGAUCGACCAGGACAAGGUGGUGGGCAGUAUCCGUGACGUGGCGCUGUCCGCGGUGAACGGCGUGGACGCCAUGAUCUUCGUUAUGCGGAACGCGCGCAUCACGGACGAUGCCAUUGCGAGGCUGAUCUACGUUACGGAGUACUUGUGGGGCUCGGAGUGUCUGCUGAACCUCUACGUAGUGGUGACCUUUGGCAGCAAGUACCUGGCCAACCGGCAGGAAGCCAACCUCUGGGUGGAGCGGCAGGUGGAGCUGAACUGGCGGUUCAAGCACAUCUACGAGCUAGUGGGCCAGAACCCCAACAGAUUCCUCUUCAUAGACAACCCCGGCACCGACAGCGGGGAGCCCAACGUGAAGCAGCGUCAGGCGGCCAGCCGCCGCGCCAUCAUGAUGGCGCUGGCGCAGCACCCCAGGGACGUGAUCCCGCCCUUCACGCACGAGGCUAUGCAGAAGGCCAAGAAGAUGGUAGAGGAACAGCACGAGGUUCUGGAGAAGGCCACGACCAAGUACAACGAGCUGCAGCAAGCCCGCAAUGGCGGCAAGGAGGUGAAGAAGCGCAGGAAGAGCAAGCCCCGCACCAGCCUGCGGCGCAACACUCCCCAGAGCCAAGCGAUCAUGAGCGCCCUGGAGGAGAAGAAGAAGGCGCAGCAAUCCCUGCAGGAGGCCCUUAUUAAGGUGAAAUGCGACGCAGACUUCCAGCGGGCCGUGGAAAUUGAGGCGCAGCAGGCGACGUGGCGCUUCGGGCAAGACUUCAACACCGACAGCCUUUCUGAUCGGAAGGACGGCACAGGCUCCGCCACUUCGUUGGGCUCCAACGGCAACCCUGUGCAGGCGUGUAAGCGCAUGUUCUUCUCGCUGGUGAACAAGAUGGGCAUGAAGGGCAAGCCGCCGCCAAAGCCAUCGGCCAAAGCAGCAGGCGGCCCGAAGGCCAAGGCGAGCAAGAAGAAGCUCAACGCGGAAGACAUACAGAAGGCCCUGGAUCUCGCGGUGGUCCAGCUGAAGAGCAGCGUGAGGGGGCAACAGCCACAGGCGGUCUUUAAACAGCUGGACGUAAAACAGAAUGGAACAGUCACGCCCCUGGAGUUCGCACACUUCAUUCAGAAGACAGUCCAGGGAGUCA
Molecule: messenger RNA, 1297 nt
Organism: Effrenium voratum
Lineage: Eukaryota; Dinophyceae; Suessiales; Symbiodiniaceae
Source: the annotation of a GenBank genome assembly